Cetraspora pellucida is the source of this 159-nucleotide messenger RNA. NCBI's taxonomy places the organism in Eukaryota, Fungi, Glomeromycota, Glomeromycetes, Diversisporales, Gigasporaceae. The record is from the annotation of a GenBank genome assembly.
GAGGAACUCGAUUCACCCAAAAGAACGUAUACAAAUAUAUAUACACGACAAUUGACGCAACAAAAUUUAAGCUUUGAUGAUGCGGCGAAUCCACCUCUUGUUAUAGAUGAUGAUUUAUUUUACGAUUCAAAUGAAUUCUUAAACUUAGCCAACCUUUAA